Molecule: messenger RNA, 1616 nt
Organism: Gadus macrocephalus (Pacific cod)
Lineage: Eukaryota; Metazoa; Chordata; Actinopteri; Gadiformes; Gadidae
Gene: rcvrn2
Product: recoverin 2
Exons: 4
Coding region: 359-940 (193 amino acids)
Molecular function (GO): calcium ion binding
Source: RefSeq, a predicted model, not a curated record
AGGGCUCAUUUCUCUCAGAAGCUCAGCUACCUUAAAUCCCGUAUUAACAUAAUUAACCCAGGCAACCAUGGUAGGAGACUAAGUCUUCUUACUCAUCCUCUCCCACCGGCCAGUCAGUCAACAGUUGGUCUCUGACACACAUCAACGCAUCGAAUAGAACUAAUCAGAGGCCCAAAGGUCGCCUUUCUUCUCGGGAAGAGAAUACACAGCGUGUGCACACACAGGGCAUCUGCAGAUCUGACCUGUAAAGGAAGACCUCCAAAGCACAGUAGGGACCAGGACAGGGACCAGGACUAAGACCAGUGGGGCAGCAGCUCAAAGGGGGGGAAAUUCCUAAAAAACUAUCUAAUCCAGCACCAUGGGAAACGCCACCAGCAGCGCGAUCUCCAAGGAGAUCCUGGAGGACCUGAAGCUCAACACCAAGUUCACGGAGACCGAGAUCUGCCAGUGGUACGAGAACUUCCAGAAGCAGUGUCCCACGGGCCGCAUCAGCCCUGAGGAGUUCGAGCAGAUCUACUCCCGCUUCUUCCCGGAGAGCGACGCCACCAGCUACGCCCAGCACGUCUUCCGCUCGUUCGACACCAACGACGACGGCACGCUGGACUUCAAGGAGUACAUCAUCGCGCUGCACAUGACCUCCACGGGCAAGACCACGCGCAAGCUGGAGUGGGCCUUCUCGCUGUUCGACGUGGACAAGAACGGCUACAUCACAAAGACGGAGGUGACGGAGAUCUGCCAGGCCAUCUUUAAGCUGAUCCCCAAGGAGGACCUGGACAAACUCCCCGGAGACGAGAACUCAGCCGAGAGAAGAGCCGACAAGCUGUGGUCUUUCUUUGAGAAGAAAGACAAUGAACGAUUGGCAGAAGGCGAGUUUAUUAAAGGGGUGAUCGACAAUGAAAAUGCUAUGCGUCUUAUUCACUACGAGCCCAUGAAGGAGUAAAUGCAUGUCUCUCUCUCUGUCUCUCUCUCUCUUCUCCCAGUUAGAAUGUCUUCUUUGGUUUUUGUCAUGAGUUUUUCAUAAACCCCUAACCUCCCCUCUUCCAGACUAUGUAAAUACUAUUCUUCUGCAGUGUCUUCGCACUGUACUCUUUGAUUAAUAAAAGGUUUAUUUGAUGAUCAAUUGACUUGGAAAUAUUAAAAUAAUUAUUGUUAUUAACAAUGAAUAAUAAUGAAUCAUUUAUACACUGAAAUAAUAUUACAGAUUUUUAUUUAUUGUAACUAGAAUAAUAUGUGUGGAUAUAUGAUUUCGGGUAAGGGUACUUUGGGAUAAUGGCCAAAAGGACAUUUUGGCUAGAAAGUAACAAAAAUCUAAAUAGUGAAAAUGUAAUAAUAAAUCUUGUGUAUAUUGUCUGCUAUGAAUACGCUUAUUGCCCAGACAGAGUGUCGAUUAAAUGGUUUUGGUAAAAUUUGGAAAUUAUGUGGAAUACCAACCAUUUUAAAUAAUAGCCAACAAGGUUGAUAGAUUAAAUGUUACAGUAUGCACAAUUGCAACAUGAUUGCAAUUGUGCAACCAAAAAUCUUACGAAUUUUGUACUGGUCAUACUGAAUACCGUUUUUGACCAAGGUACUGUAUUCUCCAAAUUGUACACUUAAUAAAUAUUUUUUCUCAGAUUUCA